Messenger RNA from Periophthalmus magnuspinnatus, 2413 nucleotides. RefSeq names its product protein phosphatase 1 regulatory subunit 37-like. The transcript has 3 exons. The coding region runs from base 192 to 1019 and encodes 275 amino acids. NCBI's taxonomy places the organism in Eukaryota, Metazoa, Chordata, Actinopteri, Gobiiformes, Gobiidae. The record is from RefSeq and is a predicted model, not a curated record.
CCCCCUCUGCUCCUCCUGCCCCAUCGGCCCCUCCUGCCCCAUCGGCCCCUCCUGUCCCUCCCCCAGCUGCAGGAGGCCAGAGCACCAUCUCCAACAUCACUGUCACCGAGGCUGCAGUCCCCACCGGCACCCCGCCUUCUCCGGGGCGCUGCAUUUCAGUGUCCAGUCCAGGUCGGGGACAUAAGAUCUUCAUGGUUACUCGAGUAGAGAGCCCUCCUGAGCAACAGCAAGUGCAAAACCUCUUCAAGAAAUCUGCAGACACUGAUAAAUCAUCUACAACCAUAGAAAACAUUUCUGUUUUGAAGUUAGAGCAGAGUCAAGUAGCAACACUAAAUGUACCACAUACCAACACACUGAAGUCAGAGUUGGUCAGUCAACCAACAGAGGACACAACGCCAAGCACUUUAAAGACUAGAGAGUUAGACCAGAGCGCACAGGGUACAAAUACCCCAGAGCACACAGCAACACAUUCACUGACUACAGCACAGAGCACUACAGGCCCCCAACCUGACCCCCCCUGUGGAGAACAGCAGCUGGAUAGUAACAGCAGUCCCAUAGAGGACAAAGGACAGUGUGAGCAACAGCAGCCAGUCACACAGAUAUUGUCCGAGACAGAGCAGAAGUCUGAUGAUGGUCAACUAAGAACUGUUCAAAAAUUCAAUGCAAAGGUAGCAAGUCAGGACCAGGAAAUACAGCAGGUUCAGCCUGUACAAACCAAUGAAGAGCAGGUACCUGCCUCAGAAAUGCAGGAGGCUGACACACAACCUGAGGAAGCUGAUGAUGGGUCAGAUGAGAGCUCUGCAGACGAGUGUUUCAGUGAAGCUCUAACUGGAGAAGAGGAGGAAGUUUCUGCUGUUUUGCCCAAUGGUCUAAAGACUGAGUUCUCCCUUCAUCUGCUGGACACUGACAGCCCCAAACCUGGCAGCUGUGUCAUGGAGCACGUGAGUGUCAGCUGUGGACAGGACUUGGAAGAGUUGCUACUAGAAGCCAGUUUAGACACAGGAAAGGAUGCCCCAUGAGCUUAUAAGGGACAACAAGGAUGAAAGAGAACAAUGCUGUAACCACGACUGACUGGUUCUUCAAAUAUUCUUUUUUCUGAAUAAAAUCUUCUACAAUAAGGGACUGAAGUCAAGAAAUGACAAACUCUAACUGGUUGACUGUUUUAAACUAAAUGUAAACUACAGCUACAAAUGAACACUUAAACACUGGAGACAAAAGAGGAGAACUCAAAACUGACAAUAAAACAUAUCCACCUGCAACGAUAAACAAGAGCAGCCAUCAAGAUCCAAGUGGACGAAACACUAACCAAAGACAGUCUGCACACUACCACUUGCUCUUAUGGGAUAUUUUAACUGUCAUUGACUUAAUAUAGCAGAAUGCUGGACUCAGAAUGGACCUGUUGUCUUUUAAACAGGACUAAAGCUGUAUUUGUCUGUUUAGAUGUCCACAUUUCCAUCUGUGUCUCUUCUGUUGUACCUCCACCAGAGUGAAUAGGUUUUGUUCUGCUCACUUCGUCCCCUCAGGAAUCAAUGUCCCCAAGCCUUCUAGCGGCUGACUUCACAUUUUGAUUUGCUUGGAAAGUUACAAUCUAUAAUUCCAAUGUUUAAAGAGCUAUAGAAAUUCUGAAAGAAACUGGUUUUGAUAUAUACAAUUGAAUUUUAGCUGUCUCUAUCUUGUGGCUUCAUGCUCCGGUCAUUGUUGGCAUUAUAAAGAAAAAGCGUCUUGAUCUCUGUUGUCCUUGCCCUUGUCAUAUUGGUCCUAUUUUUGUUAUAACUCAUCUGUUGCCUUCCAAACACCGCAAAUGUACUUUUUGUUCAGUUACUUAGAGACUAAAUAAUCAUUUAUUUUUAUUUAUUUAUAGCUUUUUGGACCUUCUGUUUUCCCUUUACACAUUCUUUUGCUUGGGGGGGGGGGUUGCUUUGAAAUCCCUCCCCCUUUUGAUGUCCAUUUUAGAUUCAAACUUGAACGAACAUUUAGUUUUGAAUUUUUCUUUCCUUUUUCUGGGGGUGGGGGUUGGGCAGAAAGGUUAUUAUUAAAUGGUUAUUGAUUGCAUUUGGGGUGCAGUUACAAAAUAAACAAAAUUUUUCAUCAGAAACUCUUAAAAAUCAUAGAUCGCCUUUUCUGAACUGCUGGGUUUGUCUCUGGCCACAAGGGGGUGCUAGAAUUGGCACUGGUCUCCUAAGGCGUCCGCAUUAAACUAUCCUAUCAUGCUCUCUGUCCUAAUACUGUACGAGAGCCCCCGGCUUUUCUGUGCUCUGAAAUCAACUUCAUUGUGCUGCCCCCACUCUUUGUAAUGCUUUAAUUUUUAGAUUUUUUUAAAUAAUAAUUUGAUAACUUAAUUGAAAUGUGCUGGUAAUCACAAAGAAAUGUAUGGCAAAUUUGUUCCUCUUCAAUAAAUGCAUGUAAUGACUAA